CCCUCCCUCCCUCCCUCCUUCUCUUCUUGCCUUCCUUUGCUUUGCUUGCCUCCUUCCUUCCCUCCGCGAUGGCGAGCCUGGCCGUGGACCUGGACCAGCACCGCCUGGCCCUCAUGGCCGCCAAGGGCGACGUGGUCAGCGGGAGCGCGGCCGCCAACUGGGCCCUCUUCACCUACGAAAAAGCCAACGUCCUCAAGCUCCUGGACUCAGGAGCCGGCGGCCCAGACGAACUGGCCAAGCGCUUCCAGAUUGGUGCCAUCAUGUACGGAUUGUGCCGCCUGCCGGAUAGCGCCACAGGACAGCAGCACAUCGUCCUCAUCAGCUGGGUUGGCGAGAGGGUCUCGGACCAGCGCCGCCAAGCUUGUGCCGGGCACCUGCCUGCCAUCCGUACCUUCUUUAAGGAAGCCAACUUGGUGCUGAAAGCCAGCCAGGCCGAGGAGGUGACGCAAGAUGGGUUGGCACAAAGGCUGUCCCGGGCUGCUCCAUCAUCGGGCACUUCCAGCAAGAAGGAGUCCCUCGGGGACCCAGAGGAGCAGGUGGGCACCAACUACAAGAAGACAAAUCCAGCCCUGGAGAUCCUGAACACCAAGCGGAGCUCCUUUUGGGCUCAGGCCGAGAGGGAAGAGGAGGAGCGGCGAGAGGAGGAGCGGAGGAGGGCCCGGGAGGAGCGCCGGCGCUGGGAGAGGGAGCGCAUGGAGGAGGAGCGACGCCAGGCGGCCGAGAGGGAGCGGCGCAUCCAGGAGAAGGAGCAGCUCAUCCAGGAGCAGAGGAAGCUGCAGGCAGAGAAAGAAGCAGAGGAGCGCCGGAGCGAAGAGGCCCGAAGGCAGCAGCAACGGGAACAAGCCAAGGCGCCUCCGAAAGCAGGACUUCAGAAACACACCAAUGAAAAGGAAGCCGCCACAACGCAAGAGGUUCCUGCCUUGACUCCGCAUCAUGCACACAGUCCCCGGGGCUUCUUCCAGCAGCGGGAGCGAUCGGGCUCUGCCUCGGAGCGGCCAUCUUCUCCGGGGGGUCAGCCAGGAGCACCACGAAGACCUUUCCUCCGCUACCAGCGCAGCCUGACGGAAUCGGCCUACAUCUUCCAGCGGCCGGACCCCCUCCGAAGCCCCUCUUCCCCAUUGGGUGGCUUCCUGCCCUCUGGAUCUCCCCAUGGGGCAGCCCCCCACCCUAGCCCUCGCCAAUCCAAGCCCUCUCCACCCCCCAUUAGCCCCAAACCUGGGCCAGGAGCCCUCUCCCCCCUCCCGGACCCCAAAGGAAGGACCCCUCCCAUUCCCAGUGUCAGGACCUCCGGUGGGGAUGCCUCGGCCACUAGCCUCCAGGAUUUGACACUGUGUGGCUCUCCUGGAGGGGGUCCCGCCAGCACCCCUUCCCCAGAACUGGGUAGCUCGCCCCCUCCUGCAAAAGCCAGGAGUCCCCCCUCGCCUUGCAGAGCUGUUGGCAGCCCUCCUUCCCCUGGCCCCACCCUCUCUGACCCACUUGGGGCCUGCCCAGAGGAGACCCUGCCCCAUAUUGAGUCCGCAGACCCCUCCCCUCAGAGCCCAAGCUGUUGUGGGGGUCCCAGCCAAGCAGAGGAGGAAGGGGGCCAAUCCAGGAGCUGCUCAGCUGUGUCGCCCCCCACAAAUGGCUUUCUGCAGGAAGAGGGUCUUGCAACAGUAGAUGACCCCCCAAUUCGACCUGGUCAAGCCGAAUUGGUCGCAUCCUCACAGAAAGGGACGGGAUCCAUGGAAGAAGAGGUGAAGUGUCCCAAAGGUCACGGAUUGGACACGGGAGUCCAGGUGGACUCACCUGCUGGCGCCAACCUCCCUGGAACAGUGCUUGAAGACCCUACGGCAGGUGAGGGGACACAAAAUGGGGAGCGUUCCCCCUCCGUGGAAGCCCCCAAAUACGACGUGGACCGAAAAUGGCAGGAAGCAGAGGCCUGACUGCUCUUCCUGCCGACGCAUGGCUCGCUCCGACACUAUUCCAGGUUGCUUCUGCUUUGGGGAGCCCCUCCCUACAACAGUGCACUUCUCACCCAUCUCCACUUGCAGCCCCCCCCCCCAGCAAAUAAAGCUUCAACAGGG
Molecule: messenger RNA, 2063 nt
Organism: Anolis sagrei ordinatus
Lineage: Eukaryota; Metazoa; Chordata; Lepidosauria; Squamata; Anolidae
Source: RefSeq, a predicted model, not a curated record